Dendronephthya gigantea is the source of this 1556-nucleotide messenger RNA. Its product is annotated as glutamine synthetase-like. The transcript has 6 exons. The coding region runs from base 155 to 1240 and encodes 361 amino acids. Gene Ontology annotation, molecular function: glutamine synthetase activity. The record is from RefSeq and is a predicted model, not a curated record. Lineage: Eukaryota; Metazoa; Cnidaria; Anthozoa; Malacalcyonacea; Nephtheidae. Gene Ontology annotation, cellular component: cytoplasm.
GAACGAAGCUAAUUGAUUAGUUAGUGCCACGAACACAGUCAACACAGUCGGUAGUCGUUCUUGUGAUUUGGCUGGUAAAGACUAAAGAAUUAGGCCAGAAUUGUACGUUAUUUCUUCAUUGAUCGCUUUAAAUUAUACAAUUUUCCAAUCAAUUAUGACUACGACAGGAGUUAUGAAACCAGACGCAGGACGUUAUCUAGAUUUAGACCAAUGUGGGUUUGUCCAAGUGAUGUAUAUUUGGAUAGAUGGAAGCGGUGAAUUCUUGAGAUGUAAAACGAAGACGAUGGACUUUGAACCACAAGUUCCAAGUGAUUGCCCAAUUUGGAAUUUCGACGGCUCCAGUACUGGUCAAGCAACUGGCGCCAAUAGUGAUGUUUAUCUACAUCCAGUAGCUUUGUUUCGAGAUCCAUUCCGCCGAGGACCAAACAAAUUAUUGCUGUGUGAGACCUAUCAUUAUGAUCACAAACCAACUGCAACAAACCUAAGAAAAACGUGCAAGGCAGUUAUGGAACUAGCAAAGGAUGAGCAUCCAUGGUUUGGUAUUGAACAAGAAUAUACUUUGCUUGAUACUGAUGGACAUCCAUUGGGUUGGCCAAAAGGAGGCUACCCAGAACCACAGGGAAAAUAUUAUUGUUCCGUUGGUACUGGAAGAGUUUAUGGUCGUGAAGUUGUUGAAGCCCAUUACCGUGCAUGUUUGUAUGCAGGUGUUAAAAUUGCAGGCACCAAUGCUGAAGUUAUGCCUUCUCAGUGGGAAUUCCAAGUUGGUCCAUGUGAAGGUAUUGAGAUGGGAGAUCAUUUAUGGGUAGCAAGGUUUCUCCUUCAUCGUGUUGCUGAAGACUUUGGUAUUGUUGUAACAUUGGAUCCUAAACCAAUGACUGGUGAUUGGAAUGGUGCUGGGGCUCACACUAACUUCAGCACUCUUGCAAUGAGAGAAGAAGGAGGUUUGACGUAUAUUUAUGAAGCUAUUGAAAGGCUGUCUAAAGUACACGACCUACACAUCAAAGCAUAUGACCCAAAAGAGGGAAAAGAUAACCUUCGACGUUUAACUGGACGUCAUGAAACUGCUGAUAUUCAUACUUUCUCUCAUGGUGUGGCUCAUCGUGGUGCUAGCGUAAGAAUACCACGUCAGUGUGCUGAGGAUGGCAAGGGUUAUUUGGAAGACCGCAGACCAGCUGCUAAUGCAGACCCGUACGGGGUUACCGAGGUUGUCGUGCGUACAGUCUGCGAGAUUAAGGAUUAACUUGCGAGAUUAAGGAUUAACUUGCGAGAUUAAUGAUUAACUUGGUUAUUUUGCGCACAUUCGAAUGUUGUUUGACUUUCAACAACUCGUACUGGCACAUAGUAACUAGAAUUUAGACACAGCGACGAGCAAACUUAUGUACAUCUAAUUAGCCAUGUUCAAGCACGUGAUAUACAAAAUGUAGAUAAAUGAGACUUCCUCUUGCAUAUGUAUAUAUUUAUAAAUACUAGUUUGAUUGUAUUCCUUUGAUACAUUUUAAUUUGUUGCACUCCAAUAAAUCAAUUACCGUAUCCAAUAAACAAAAUCCUUCAUCUUU